AUGUAUGACCUCCUCACUGUUCUCAUGAACUAUUUCAUCAUUGUUCUCAUGUAUGACCUCCUCACUGUUCUCAUGAACUAUUUCAUCACUGUUCUCAUGUAUGACCUCCUUACUGUUCUCAUGUAUGACCUCCUUAUUGCAUGA
Messenger RNA from Trichomonas vaginalis G3, 144 nucleotides. RefSeq lists its product as uncharacterized. The transcript has a single exon. Lineage: Eukaryota; Parabasalia; Trichomonadida; Trichomonadidae. The record is from RefSeq and is a predicted model, not a curated record. Bases 1 to 144 code for a protein of 47 amino acids.